AUGUCCACUUUCCAUGAUGACGGCCUCUCCGUCAUCUACUCUGAUCGCACUGGUUCCCCAGAUCUGCGGCUGAUCCACUAUAACGAUGUCUAUCACAUCGAGCCAGGAUCUGCCGAGCCUGUUGGCGGAGCUUCUCGUUUCCAGUCUCUUAUCAACUACUAUCGCACCGAUCCGCGGUUCGCCGGCCAGCCUGACAUCUUGACCUUCUUCUCCGGCGAUGCCUUUAACCCAAGCCUCGAGAGUACAAUAACCAAGGGCCGGCAUAUGGUCCCGUUUUUGAAUAAGGUCAAAACCGAUGUGGCGUGUGUGGGUAAUCAUGAUCUCGACUUUGGAGUUGCCCAAUUUCGCCAUCUCUCCAGCCAAUGUCGUUUCCCAUGGCUGCUUGCGAAUGUUCUCGACCCAGCUCUUGGAGAGGACGUUCCCAUUGCCGACUGUGGCAAGACGUGCAUGUUGACUUCGUCAAAUGGAAUCAAGGUCGGUGUAAUUGGCCUGGGGGAGCGAGAAUGGCUCGGCACUAUCAAUGCCCUUCCGCCUGAUCUCAUCUACAAAUCCGCGUCUCAAACCGUCCAGGCACUUGUGCCAUCGCUUCGUAAACAGGGAGCCAAACUCAUCAUCGCAGUGACUCACCAACGCGAACCGAAUGAUCAAAAAUUGGCCAAAAAUCUACCUUCCGGUCUGGUGGACAUCAUCCUCGGUGGCCAUGAUCACUUUUACGCCCACGCUGUCGUCAACGGUACUCACGUGCUUCGAUCUGGCACCGACUUCAAGCAGUUGAGCUAUAUCGAGUUCUUUCGUAAACCCGAUGGCGCAUCCGGCUGGGAUGUUAACAUCAUCCGGCGAGAUGUCGUCCGCUCGAUCCCAGAGGAUCCUGCCACGGUGAAUCUAGUGGCUAAACUCACGUCUAGUCUCCAAGCGAAGUUAGAGAAGCCUGUAGGAUACACGGUCAGCCCGCUGGACGGCCGUUUCUCGACUGUGCGGCAGUGUGAGUCGAAUUUGGGUAACUUUGUCUGUGAUUUGAUGCGUUUCUACUACGCCGCGGACUGUGCAAUGAUGGCCGGGGGCACUAUUCGUGGAGAUCAAAUCUACCCACCAGGCAUACUGCGAUUGAAGGACCUGUUAAACUGCUUUCCCUUCGAGGAUCCCGUCGUUUUAGUGCGCCUGCAAGGUCAUGCGUUGCUAGAAGCUCUUGAAAAUGGGGUCUCACAGCUCCCGGCGCUCGAAGGUCGGUUCACACAAGUUUCCAACAUCGCUUUUGGUUACAAACUUUCCGCACCGGCGGGCUCGCGUAUUACGUUUGCCCGUGUUGGAGGGAAGCCCAUUGAUCUGCAGCGAGACUACGUCCUAGCCACGCGCGGUUAUAUGGCGCGAGGGAAAGAUGGAUUUGCCUCCCUACUGGUCCAGUCCGAGGGAGGUAAGGUGGAGGAGAUCGUGUGCGAGGAAAACGGAGUGUUGAUCAGUACGAUUCUGCGACAGUAUUUCCUAAGCCUGAAGGUGAUGGGGAAGUGGCAACGUUGGAGCCCGAGUCUCAAACGACACUGGGGCUCCGUGCACCAUAACCUCCACGGCAAGGGAUGGCUGAAGCCGCCAUCUGCUACCUCAUCCCCUAUAUCGGAAAAGACACCAGGACGACGACUCGGGCAUCGGCCCGCCUUGCAACGGACGGCCCGGACCGCUUAUUACUACGGCCGUUUUCCUGACGAGGCAAACCCGGAAACCGCGAAUGGCACAAAUGGCGAUGCCAUGGACUCCGACUCGGACGAGGACCCCGAGGUGCUCACUUCGCCGCGACCGACGACCAACUACGUGACGCAUCCCGCUCGAUCCUCGGCCGAGGAGGAGCAUCGCCUGCAGCUGGCGCGCCGGGUUGUCCGCAAAUGGAUGCGGCACACGGGUCUUCAACCCACGACACUCAACGCGAUGGAUGGUGAAGGGGAAUUCACCCCCGCCUGGACGUCAGGAAUCUCGCCUCGGCUCGAAGGACGAAUCGUCAUUGAAUAA
Molecule: messenger RNA, 1998 nt
Organism: Penicillium alfredii
Lineage: Eukaryota; Fungi; Ascomycota; Eurotiomycetes; Eurotiales; Aspergillaceae
Product: putative 5'-nucleotidase
Exons: 4
Coding region: 1-1998 (665 amino acids)
Biological process (GO): nucleotide catabolic process
Molecular function (GO): hydrolase activity
Source: RefSeq, a predicted model, not a curated record